CUGGUUGAAAGCGAUCAGUUGCAGACGGUCAGUCGAGCGAGACAGUUGUGUGCGCGGCGGUGUUGGUAAACCGAACUCGAAUCUCUGAAAAGCCAGCCAAGCUCAGGCCAGAAUCCACAAUCGACUCAAGUCGACUCGAAUCGAAUCGAAACGAAUCGAAUCGCCACAAAAACAGAUCUGACAGAAUGAAGUUCGUUAUUCUGUUGUGCGUGCUAAGCGCAUUGCUGCUGCAAAUUGAGGCAUCGCCACUUCAGCGACUUUCGAGGAGCGAGCGGGCUGUUUCUCGUCAGCAGGCGGUCAAUAAUGAGGUGGCUCCAGCGGUAGCUCCUGCCAGCGACGAUGAUGAUGAUGAUGAUGAUGAGGACGACGAUGAUGAGCCUGAUCUAGGGGAUCUGAUUGAUGACGAUGAUGAUGAUGAUGAGGAGGAGGACGAUGACGAUGACGAGGAGGAUGACACGCCCCAAGGUCAGGCUGCCCCAGCAGCCACUGCUAGCGACGAUGAUGAAGAAGAGGACGAUGAUGAUGAUGAUUAUCUAGACAGGCUGUUCGAUGAUAUCUUGGGAGAUGAUGAAGAUGAGGAUGACGAUGACGAGGUUGCGCCCGCUGCCAGCGCUCAGCAGAGUGCUGUUGCCGCCGCUCCCGCCCAAACUCUGGAUGAGGUUGCCUCCGCUGCCGCUUCCUCUGUGAGCGCCGGAAUCUCCGACGGUGUCGAUCUGCCUGCCGAGUCCGGAAACGCUGCGGAUGCCGUGGCCGCCGGAAAUGCCGCCGAUGAGUCUGUGUCCGCUAACGUUGCUCCGGUGCAGUCCGCUGCCGCCAGCAACAAUGAAGGUAUUGCCGGUGAUGACGACGAGGAGGCCGACGAUGAUGAUGACGAUGACGACGAUGACAUUAUCGGCGAUGACAUCAUCGAGGCCCGCCGCGAAGCACGUGAUCUGAAGAACAACGUCAUCGACAUGUCCACGGAUGCUUUCCAGGCCCGCCACAAUCACUUCAUCGACGCCAUCUUCUCGAGGAUCAACCGCAUCGUGUCGGAUAACUAUGAUCCCUACGUGGUCAACCUCACGGGUCGCUGGGCAUCCCCCAAUGCCGCCAGUGGGUCAACGGUCAAGGCCGCCAACAAGAAGCACUCCACCACCAGCAAGGUCGGAGGUCACAAAAAGCUAAAGAACACGCGUUCGGAGCCCCGUGCCGGUAAUUCGAACCAGAAUCAGGAGGCUCGGGAGGCUGCGGUGAAGCUGCAGGAGCAGUUGACGCAAUUACAGUCCGAGCUGGCCAUCAAAGCCGUUGAGAAGAGGCCCAGCGAACCGCAGUCCGACCGCGCCCCCUCUGCAGCCGCUUCCGAGUCACCGAAGGCGGAAACGCGCACUGUUUCGGGCACGAAAACCAGCCAAAAGAAGUCCUCGUCGAACGGCACUCAGGGCCACAAGCAGAAUGCGAAAAAGGCUUCUGGCCUGAAAUCAGGAAACUACAAUCAGCCUGCGGGGGCCAGCAAGGCAGGAGCAAGUGCUGCGGUGGAGAAGCUGCAGAAGGCCGAGGGCAGGCUCUCGGGAUUGGCAUCCCUGAAGCGGGUGGGAAAUGUCAAGGUGAUCAGCGAUGCCGAGGGACGCAACUCGACGAUCAAGGCCAAGUUCACCCUGGGUCCCUUGAUCCUGCGCGUGGAGAAGUCCUUCAAGAAGGGCAGCGUGAGGAGCGUGAAGAGUGCGACGGCCAGGACGAAUGAGAUGGUUGGACGCAUCAAGUUCAGCGUUCUGGACGAUCGGGCCACCCUAAUGUCCAUCAAGGUGCAGCAGCCAAAGCAGGUGGAGGUGGAGAGCAAGGACAAUCACGACCGCACCCGCGAAUUUGUGUGGCGACGCACGCCCAAAAUUGCCAAAUUGGUCAACGAGAAACUCAAAUUGGCAGCCGAAUCCUUGUUUGCCCCGCAGGGCGUCGAAGUCGUCAGGCUCUAAACGCAAAUGGGGUCCUCGAGGAUAACAGCCAUCUCUCACUGCUCUGCUCAGCUGUAGUCUACGCCUAAUUGUAAUGCCUAAUUUAUUUAUUUAUUUAACUUAUUUACCCAUCUAUUUAUCAACCCAUCUAUCGAUAAUAAAUCAACUCUGUCUAUGCA
Molecule: messenger RNA, 2107 nt
Organism: Drosophila gunungcola (fruit fly)
Lineage: Eukaryota; Metazoa; Arthropoda; Insecta; Diptera; Drosophilidae
Gene: ect
Product: germ cell nuclear acidic protein
Exons: 8
Coding region: 186-1949 (587 amino acids)
Source: RefSeq, a predicted model, not a curated record